This is a messenger RNA of Brienomyrus brachyistius, 4793 nucleotides long. RefSeq names its product protein ABHD1-like. The transcript is spliced from 9 exons. Gene Ontology annotation, molecular function: acetylesterase activity; monoacylglycerol lipase activity. Lineage: Eukaryota; Metazoa; Chordata; Actinopteri; Osteoglossiformes; Mormyridae. Gene Ontology annotation, biological process: medium-chain fatty acid catabolic process; medium-chain fatty acid biosynthetic process. Bases 692 to 1909 code for a protein of 405 amino acids. The record is from RefSeq and is a predicted model, not a curated record.
ACCGGCGACGCCAUUAAGCCGGAAUGGAGUCUUCAGCCUGCUGCAAGUUCUACUGAUGAGGGUUGGGCAUGUUUAAUUUGCGCGUCGAAUCUCAUCGCGGAUUUUAUUAAUAUAAUUAACUGGAUUGAGGACGCGAAGUGCAUCUUAAACAGCCCAGCUAGAUGCGUUUUCUUUAGCGAUGCUGGGAACACGUACGGCAUUUUGGGCCCUAGCCGUUGAACUUGACCGGUAGCGGUGACCUGAUUGACUUUUUUUCUCUCUUUCACGUGUGUAUUUUUUUUUUACUCUCAGGCAGCUGAGCUAGUUUUAAUGUCCGUUUAUGGUUUAUAACGUUUAUUUGUAAUGUAUUAAGUGGAUAAAGUAUCUUUAUAAGUUAAUCAGUACCAGCAAAAACAGUUUAACCAUCCAAGAAAAGAGAACCGGCUGUUCGCGAAACUUCUCUUGUAACUUCUGUUUAGGUCUCUGCAAAGUCUUUAAGUGAUACCUGUAUUCCAGAUUCGUUUCUGAUGUUUUUAGGCCAGGGAUGCAACAGUGUUACAGUAUUAGCUCUUAGUUUUCGCAUGGAGUAAACCACGAAUGAAUGGAAGUUAGCGCACACAGACAGUAGGUCCUGCCCCUUGUCCGGGAGGCGUCUUUGUCGUCCAAGUCAGUGUUAUCAGAUACCGUUUGCUUCUUCUCACCCGUGGAAGUCAUGCUGCUCCUCCAUAAUGAGGUGUGGAGAGCCUGCCUGGACUACCUCUCCAGACCCUGUACUGUGGUGGUCGGCGCAAUCACUGCCGCAGUUUAUUACCUUUGGCGCUGUGAGGGCCAGAUGCCCCUCUUGGUGUGUGCCGGUGGUUUCCGUGUCUUCCUGGAGCGUUACUGCCCUGUGGUGACCGAGAGGUUCUGUCCCACACCCUGGUGCUGGGGGGGGCGGCUGCAAACCCUGGUUCGCGUGCUUAUCAAGUCGAGCCCAUCAGUAUCCUACCGAAAUGAGCUGAUUCGAACAGACGAUGGAGGUCAGAUAUCCCUGGACUGGGUGGACAAUGACAGUGGUAGCACAUACCCAGAUCGUUCCACUCGACCCACGGUGCUGAUUUUGCCGGGACUGACUGGGAACAGUAAGCAGACCUACGUCUUGCAUGCCGUAUGCCAGGCGACACGCCGUGGCUACAGAUCUGUUGUCUUUAAUAACAGGGGUUUCGGAGGGGAGGAGUUAUUGACUCCCGUUACCUUCUCUGCAGCGGACACGUCAGAUUUGGAACAUGUCAUCUGCCACGUGAAGAAACUCAUCCCCCAGGCACCGCUGCUCGGGAUGGGAGUUUCCCUGGGGGGGAUUCUGCUGUUGAACUACAUGGCCCGCAAGGGGAGCGAGGCAGACCUCCUGGCCGGCAUCACCAUGUCGGUCAGUUGGGACACAUUGGAGUCCUGCGCCUCCCUGGAGCAGCCGAUCAACAGGCUCCUGUUCAACCGCCAUCUGGCUGGGAACCUGUGUAGGACCAUCAAGAGGCACCAGAAGAUUCUUCAGUCUGUGGUGGAUGUGGACUAUGUAAUGAAGGCCCGUACCAUCCGGGAAUUUGAUGAACGCUACACAUCAGUGAUUUUUGGCUACAAGUCGUGCCUGGAUUACUACAGGGACGUUAGUCCUGGGUACAAGCUGCCCCAGACCGCUGUUCCUGUGCUGUGCCUUAAUGCCGCCGAUGACCCCUUCUCUCCAAAACAUGCUCUCCCUCUGGCCUUGGCUCGGCGCUUGCCCAACGUUGCCCUGUUGGUAACCACUCACGGGGGUCACAUUGGCUUCCUGGAGGGGCUCUUCCCUCGAGGAGAAGGCUACAUGGACCGCCUCUUUGGUCAGUUUAUUCAGGCGGUAUUCGAACACCCAGAGGAUCUCAAGCAAGCCUGUGACAUUAGAGACGACCUAUCUAACUGACAGCCUCUUGCGUAAGCAGCAGUCCUACCCAUAUAACCUCCAUUUCACUUCCGCCGUAAACAAGUCACCUCAUCUCUCACUGACUGCUAAUCUAUACCUCAGACUCUUGUUUCCAGCUAGUUAAAACAACAGACUAACGCCUUUGUACCGUGGAGCCGAACGUGACUUUUCAGAAUUGUCACACGGCAGCCUUAUGUGGCAAAUAUCGUGGUUUUUUAUACACCCGGGCUGUAACACGGAAGUCUGAAUUUUUUACGUUUCCAGCUGCAGGAAGCCAGCAUUUCGUACAUAUCUAAACUAUCACUUUUGGAAAAAUCCAUUCAGGCAUCACACAGAAUAGGUCCAUAACAAAUCAAGCAUUAUCCUAUGUGGUUAGUAUUUCUCUGGAAAAAACUACCUCAUCCCUCUUCUGCUGCAUCUCAAACCAUCACAACUGCUGACCCAUAAUCAGUGUCAUCCUCAAAUUAGCACUAGUAGAUGUGCAAUGAAUCACUUAAAAAAACCUAAGGAUGGCCAGACAGUCAUAGCAUCAUCUACCAUAACUUUUGGUGGUGUUCAACUCCAGCUUUAGUUCCAGCUAACUUCAGUCAGGCUGAGGUCAUUGCUUGAAAUCACUCCUGGUUUUUCUGCUUAGUGGGAAGCUUAGGUUUAAUGUAUCUGUUCUGAUGUGUUAACCGAUACAUCUCAUAGAAUGAGGUCAUUAAAAUGAGUUUCUUUGUCGAUAGAUUAAAAAAAAUGAAGAAACUUACUGUGAUCAAGGGAGCACUUUCUAUAUACUUUCUAUAUGCCUAUUCGCACAUACAUGCGCGCACACACAGAAUACUGUGCUGUAGUCAUAGACAGUCAAAGAAAAUGUUUAAAUGAGUCUUAAAUCUGGUGUGAAAUGUUUAUCGCUGUGAUAGUGUCAGCUUUGCCAUUUCAAAACCUCCCGGAGUAUCCCCUGUGUGAGUAGCAACCACCCAGUACACCAUGUUUGACUAAUUAAUACCUCAUUGAGUCAUUUAACUAAUAUGGAAUGGCUAUGGUGCUCUGAGGGGAGAUUUGGGAGCUGAAGCGAUGUUCAUCUAGCCAUCCAACAGGAUAUCAGUAAAUUUUUGCAGAAAAGAAGAAAUUUCUGCUAAUUUUUGUGUUCUUAAUUUGCUUUUGUUCUCAUUUUUAAAUUACUGCUUCUGAGCAAAUAUUCACUGGCCAGAUAAAGUUUUAAACAUUUCCUUUGACUGCCUAAGAGUUUUGCACAGUACUGUACCCUGUCAGGAAAAUCAAUUUGUACCUUUUAAGGGUACAAUGACUUGUCACUGAGGCUGUACCCGCAAGGUUCUCCCCGCUGUACCCCAGCUGUGAGUCCAUUUUGGUACCUCGAAAGGUCUGAGUUUGUGCCAUUGGGGGGUACAUUGUUGGCAGAACAAUACUGUACCUUGACUCUCCCCUUUUUGUCUGACUUUGAUUAUAAAAUACACACACAUUGGGAAUGAUUUAUAUUUCCAUUCCUCUUUUCCCCUUGUCCUUCGAGUGCUUUGAUGUAAAUCUGCUUUGAUAAAUCAACAGAUGUGUGUUUUUAUCAAUUCAUUGAGAAUAUUGAUGACCGUCUUCACAUCAGUAUCUUACUACCUGUUGAUUGUUACCUAGACUAUAUGCUGCUAAUAUAUUGCUGGAAAAACACCUAGUUCCGCCACAAUCUAGCUUUAAAUUAACCCGAUAAAAUGAUGUUGUGCAUGUCUGCUGUACACCUGUGGCUUAUGGGACUGAUCCUAAACUGUAUUUGGCUUUGAGUAGCAUUAUUCCUUGGGUGGGACUCAGGGCACUUUAACGCACAGGGUUUCCACAGGCUGAUGCCCUGGGGCACCUGCUAAGAAGGGACCUCAACUGACCUUAUUUAAAAGCAUUUUAAACCUACCCAUCUGAUAUUGAAAAUGAAAAUGCUAUCUUGCAAUGAAUCAGUAUUGGACACACAAUACAAUUUGGGGGGCGGAUUGCUCGUGUGGUCCAAAUUAAAUUACAUAAUAUAGCAGAGGGGAGCAUCUGACUAUGUUAAUCCCCCUCUUGUGGGACUGCAGUUUAAGAGUAACACAUUAGACUAGACAAAACUUGUCUUAUAAGAACACUUUAAGUAAACUUUCCUGUCAGACUUGUCCUUCAGUAACCACUCCAGGAAAACCAAACCGAUAUGUUCAUGCUUCACCUAUAUCUUGCUGCUUUGGCCAGUCGCAUUUUUUCUGUUAUCUGAGUGAAUCCGCUACCCCCGAAUGGACUCUGCAUGUAUUCACACCCGUGUCGCUACGUGUGUGUUUGUAAACGGUGCACCAUCUGUGUAUUUACCUAAACACAUUUUUAAAUGUUCUGCCUUAAGUUUAUUGGGUGAUGCCACUAUGCCUUUGAGCUGAAUGUUAUUGCACUGUCCGGCAACUAUUAAGUUGUGGCCAUUAUAGUGUUGCUGGCCUUGUGGCCCUGCUUGCAGGAAAUGAUUGAACUUUAUCAUUCCAUUUUAAUUAUAUUUAACUUUGUAUGUAUGUCCACCAGGGAGCUGAUGAAAGGCAGUGUUAUGGAAUUUGAUAUCUUCAACAUUGAUUGAAUGUAUUGACUGCAAAAAGUAUGUGUAAUGCUUACCUUAAAGGUUUUUUUUAUCUAAGAAAAUUAGCAGGAUGACAUUGGAAAUGACUGCUCUGUAAUAGUGUUUCUUUUAGUGCUUUGUCAGUCAACGAUAAGUGUUUUGGGUGAUUGGCAGGUUGGGAGAAAGGAAAUGGAAUGUGUUUUUGCAUUGAUUUAGAAAGUUUUAAGUAACGGAUGUCAAAUGUCCAUUUGUUUUUUUUUUUUUUUGUUUUACCCCCCAUGUCAUCAAUUUCUAUUGACAUCACUUCUGUGCAGAUAAAAUGUCUUCAUUUUUCAA